AUGAGGAUAUUUAGUUUUUUGGGUAAGAAAGUCGGUGAUUUAACGAUUAAGUACUCUAAUUUACCAGAGUCCUACAUUAAAAGAAGUUAUGAGCAGGUGUAUUGGAAAAAUCCGACGGGAUAUCCACAAUAUCCAGCUGCGCAAAUAGCUCGCAAAAAGUAUCGUUUCACUACUCAUAGACCUUGGACAGGACAGUUUAGACGGCAGAACGAACCUAAUACACACAGAAAAAAAGUUUUCUUGGAGCCAGUUGGUGAAUGGAGUUUUUUCAAGGGUGACCGUGUCGAGGUAAUGGUUGGUAAAGACAAAGGAAAACAAGGUAUUGUCAACCAAGUCAUACAGGAACGUAACUGGGUCUUUGUGGAGGGACUCAAUACACAUUACAGAGUUGUUGGUAAAGAUAAGAAGUUUCCUGGUGUUACAAUAUUGUCCGAAGCACCACUUUUAGUCACCACUGGUGUUAAGUUAGUAGAUCCUGAAACCCUGAAACCAACUGAAAUCGAGUGGAGAUAUACAGAAGAAGGUGAUAAGGUGCGUGUAUCACUUGCUAGUAGCCGCAUAAUCCCCAUACCAAAAGCUGCCGAAGAAACUAUUGAUUACAAAAGCAAGGAAUUGUAUAUAGAGAAUAAAGAAAAAGACACAGCUGCGUCCGAGGUCACUAAGAUCACGUUUCAACCAAAACUUGCCACUUUUGAAAUGGAUAUAAUGGAAUCUAUGGGCAUCAAAGAAGACAGAGUGCCAGUAAAAUCUUAUUGGUAUUAA
This is a messenger RNA of Parnassius mnemosyne (clouded apollo), 762 nucleotides long. The record is from the annotation of a GenBank genome assembly. Lineage: Eukaryota; Metazoa; Arthropoda; Insecta; Lepidoptera; Papilionidae.